Molecule: messenger RNA, 2081 nt
Organism: Dendrobium catenatum
Lineage: Eukaryota; Viridiplantae; Streptophyta; Magnoliopsida; Asparagales; Orchidaceae
Product: O-fucosyltransferase 19
Exons: 7
Coding region: 201-1517 (438 amino acids)
Cellular component (GO): cytoplasm
Source: RefSeq, a predicted model, not a curated record
AUCUAGCUUUAGCACCAACUAGUUUAAUGAGUAAAAUUCCUAAAAGUUAUUGCCAACAUAAUAUAAUUGAAUUUUGUCAUCAUCAAAUUUGUGCCUUGACACUCCAUUAAAAAAUAAUAAUAAUAAAAAAACUUCUAAAACAUGAUUCAAUCCAAGAUUUCAAUAAGCAUAUAUAUGGUGUUAAAUGUUGAAGUUCUUGAAUGGAAUACUUGCACUUUGUAAGGAAAAUGUUCUCUUGCUUACAGGUCCCAGAAAUAUGGAGAAAACCUUAUAACGAAGGCUACGAGCAAUGCAUCUCCAGACCAAAAGAUAAAAUAAGACCUGCAACUUCAACCUCGAAUGGCUAUCUCAUAGUUCAUGCCAAUGGCGGACUGAAUCAAAUGAGAAUAGGAAUAAGUGAUAUGGUGGCAGCGGCUAAGUUAAUGGAUGCAACACUUGUUCUUCCCCAUUUAGAUCAUGAUUCUUUCUGGAAAGAUUCAAGUGGUUUCAAAGAUAUUUUUGACUGGAAGCACUUUGUGAAUACAUUGAGAGAGGAUAUUGAGAUUGUAGAAUCUCUACCACACAAAUAUGCUGGAAUCAAACCACUCAUUAAGGAGCCAAUCUCCUAUUCCAAGAGCCCGUACUAUAGAGACUUUGCCAAAAUUUUAAGGAAACGGAAGGUGGUGGUAUUCAUAAAGACCGAUUCUCGAAUUGCGAACAAUGGACUUCCUCCGUCGAUCCAGAGGCUCCGAUGCCGGGUUAACUAUCUGGCACUGAGAUACACACCACAGAUUGAAGAGCUUGGGAAGGAACUGGUUGAUAGGCUAAGAAAUGGAAGCAAUCACUACAUUGCACUGCAUUUGAGAUAUGAGAAGGACAUGCUUGCAUUCACUGGUUGCAGUCACAACCUUACAAAGGAGGAGGCAGAAGUUCUUCAAUUAAUGAGAUACCGAGUGAAGCAUUGGAAGGAAAAGAGUAUAAAUGGUGCAGAGAGGAGAAUUCAAGGAGGGUGUCCAUUGACACCGCGAGAGGCUGCUUUAUUCUUAAAAGCCAUGGGAUAUCCAUCAACAACCAACAUCUACAUAGUUGCUGGAGAAACUUUUGGACGCAACAGCAUGGCUUCUUUAAAGAAAGAGUAUCCCAACAUUCAUACACAUAAAAGCUUAGCAACAGAAGAAGAGUUGAGACCAUUCAAACCAUACCAUAACCGGCUUGCUGCAAUCGACUACAUUGUAGCCCUAAACAGUGAUGUUUUUGUGUAUACCUAUGAUGGUAAUAUGGCGAAAACGGUGAAAGGUCACAGAAGAUUUAAAGGAUUCCUUAAAACCAUAAAUCCUGACAGGCGGAAGAUAGUGGGAUUGAUAGAUAAGUUGGACAAGGGCACCAUAACAUGGGAGAAAUUUGAAGAUCAAGUUAGAAGGAACCAUGCUAGAAGACUUGGAGGACCAUACGAAAGGCAAGCUGGACCCACAUCAAAGCUAGAAGAAAAUUUUUACGCAAAUCCUAUUCCUGGUUGCUUGUGCAAAAAACUACACUGAUUCAUCCUUGAAUGACUCAAUCAAAGAUAGAAAGAAGUCUAUAAGAAGAUUCUCGAUUUUCUGAGACUAAACACAGCAUAAAAGGCACAACAAAGCCAUUGCAGAAAAAACUGAUUCUUCAGGUAAAAAUCCAGAUCAUUGCAACACUCAUGGAACUGAUUGCACAAGCAUGUAUAGAUUUCGUCAUUCUUGGGUGAUAAGGAAAGGCCAAGAAAAGAAAAUUAACAAACCGUGGUACAGCUGGAGAUGGGAUGACAGAAAAAGGAAAUAAGGACCAAAAUCUUCCACUUUUUUUUGUUUAGCCACAGAGUAAUAGAGCUUAGUUACUUUUUUCUCUCCUAAUUCAUUUAAAUAUAUAGUUUACCCAGCAUUUGAUUCUUGAAAUCAACCACUCAUAGUAAUUAUUCAGUUAAUAUUCUUUGAGUACACCUGGAGACUUUUUAAAAUAAAUACUCAAUAUCUCCCUAUGUGCAAUUCGAUCUGUAUCUACUUUUAUACCCUCUCUUAGUAGCUGGAUCAUGCAUACUUAUUUGUAAUUUGACUCUACUACAUACAUAAAUUAAA